UUCUCUAUGGAAUACCAUGAUGGGAACUUCAUUACUAAGUAUGCCCUGGGCUAUAAAAGAGGCGGGGUUUAUAAGUGGUAUUGUAUUAUUACUAGUAAUGGCUGGUAUAAUGAUGUACACAUGUUAUAGAGUACAGAAAGCUGUUGAUAUAAUGAAGGAGAUGGUAGAAGUAUUAGAAUUUUCUGAUGUUUGUAAACAGUAUUUUGGUAAGGCAGCAGAAGUUGUCGCCCUUGUCUCGUCGUUAACCUCUCUACUUGGUGGAAUGAUUGUAUACUGGAUUCUCAUGUCCAACUUCUUAUAUCAUGUAGUAUCAUUUAUAUUUUAUGAAAGUGAAAAUAACUUCAACUCGUCAUCUUUGAUGAAUCAUACGACUUAUUCAGAUGCUGUGUGUCCAAAUGCUGCCACGAUAGAUAACUCGUCUUUAAAUGGGGCUAUAUCAACCUCGGUUUCCACCCUCUACCACUCACCUCUCAUCGGAAAUUUUCCGGUUGGUAACAGUGUCUUUGAUAGAAUAUGGGACGAAGAAAAAACGGUUCCAUUCUUUCUGAUUAUUCUAAUGGCACCUCUGGUUAACUUCAAAUCACCCACCAUUUUUACGAAAAUGAACGCUUUGGGAGCUGUAUCGGUAAUGUAUCUGUUUAUCUUUACGGCUGUUAAAUCGGCUAAGUGGGGAAUCCAUAUUGAUUUUAGUUCAGUGGAUUCCGUGUUGCCGGACUAUACCAAGAAUUUUCGAUCGACAUUUCCGGCUUUAACAGGAGUAUCGGCACUAGCUUAUUUCGUCCAGAAUAGUUGUAUAUCCAUUACACGAAAUCAAAAAAAUCCUAAAAAUAAUGUGCGAGAUAUAAUUCUAGCCUAUAUAUUAGUAGCAGUUUCCUAUGUUUAUAUUGGUUCUAUCUUCUAUUCAUCAUACCCCCUCUCUAAAUCAUGUAUUCAGGAUAAUUUAUUAAAUAAUAUAGAGACUAACGACGUCAUGGCGUUUGUGGCAAGAAUUGGAUUGUUUUUCCAAAUACUCUGUGUUUUCCCGCUUUUGAUAUUUAUAUUUCGUCUUCAAUUUCUACAUUAUGUUUUCGGCUCGGUUUGGCCAAGUUUGAAACAUGUAUUGGUGUUAAAUGUUGUAUUAAUUGGUGUCUGUAUCAUCUUCGCCAUCUUUUUACCUCAUAUUGGUAGAAUAAUUGGGUUCGUUGGUGCCUUCUGUGGAUUCUCCUUUGGUAUUUGUCUUCCUUGUUUGGUUUAUUUAAAAGCGUGUCACCUUGGUCACGGUGGAUUGAAAUUAACAUGGCCUAAAAUCGUCAUCCAUUGUAUACUUAUUGUGAUUGGAUUCUUAAAUUUUGUUGGACAGUUUACCAUCAUCGGAAAAACAAAUUAACUGUUAUU
This is a messenger RNA of Patella vulgata (common limpet), 1374 nucleotides long. RefSeq names its product neutral amino acid transporter 9. Gene Ontology annotation, molecular function: amino acid transmembrane transporter activity. Lineage: Eukaryota; Metazoa; Mollusca; Gastropoda; Patellidae. Gene Ontology annotation, biological process: amino acid transmembrane transport. The coding region runs from base 17 to 1366 and encodes 449 amino acids. The record is from RefSeq and is a predicted model, not a curated record. The transcript is spliced from 11 exons.